Molecule: messenger RNA, 806 nt
Organism: Mercenaria mercenaria
Lineage: Eukaryota; Metazoa; Mollusca; Bivalvia; Venerida; Veneridae
Exons: 2
Coding region: 197-541 (114 amino acids)
Source: RefSeq, a predicted model, not a curated record
AAUUUUGUUGCGGCUAUACCCCAUUAAGACUGCAGACAUUUGAAUUAUUGCCCCUUAUUUGUGACAAAUGUACCAGUGGGGGCACACCCUGUCUCCUACAGACACAUUCUAGUUGUUAUUAUUGUCAUAGGGUAUAAAAGGAAAACCUAGACUGAGCUCAAAACAUGAGAGGAUACUUAAAGAUGCAAGGCGGCAGAUGUGGGAUGCUUCUGUGGAUAUUGUCAAGCAGAUGAUCCUGGAGAAAAUGAAAGAGUGGAUAAAAAAAGAGGUUGGACCAAAGUCAUUUGAUGAUACCAAAGAGUAUAUUGAAAAAUGUGCAGAAACGUGUUGGCUUAUGGUUAUCCAUGAACCGCCAAUACACAUGAAGAUGGACACCAAACAAGGUGAAAAACUGGAUGCAAAUUUGUAUACUCCAUAUUCAGUGUCAGGUGAAAAAAUUGAUUAUUUAGUCUGGCCACCACUUUUCAAUGGGAAAGGUGGUGGCCUCCUUUCGAAAGGAGUUGCUGAACCACAGAAAACUAUCAAGAGAGAUCAGAAAUAGGAAAAGGUGAAUAAGACAGCAUUUGAACUAAGAAUAUUAUAUUCAUUGAAUAAAUAUAUGGAUUACGUUUACUAUUACAUUUAUUUGAUAGAUAGACUUACAUGUUUAUUGCUUCAAAGUGUGAGCCAGAACACUAGGGUUUUAUUCUGUACGAGUGUUACUAUUAUAUAGUAUUCAGGAAUUCACAGUUUCAUUUAUUAUAUUUCUUUUGUGCAAAAGCCAGGUAUGAAAAACUCAUCAUAAUAAAAGUCUACAAAUAGGAUAA